GAGAUGAAUUAGCUGUACUUCAGGUGGAUUUUUCACCGACACUGCCAGGACCUCUCUGCACACAUGUGUACUAAAUGUAGAAAAUGUCAACGACACUGUCACACUUUUUGUUUGACUUGUACACAGUGGGGUCUUCUAAGAAAGUUGAAUUUCCAAUAUGGUUGGAGAGGUUGUCGUUGUCGAGCGGGUUGUUGUCAUGUCCCCGCAGUGCCUGUAGUGGUGCUGUGAGGGAGUCUGCUGUGGAUCUGACAAAAUCCUUAGCAGCCUACCUACUGCCUAUAAUUUGAUCGAGCGCUUAUUUUACAUGCAUCCGAAAAUGAAGCUAUACUGAGCCCAAUGAAGAUCACUUGUGUUAUUCUAUCUCGGAUAUCGAUGCACGGAUAGCCUAGCUGAUCGUAAUAGACAUUUCGGCCGUCUAUCUGGAGCGAAUACCGUACAAGGGCCCAUACCAGUUGAAGCUGAUGUUGUCAAGGACAAGAGUCACGUGAUGUAUGAAGGCAAACACAUACACUUCUCCGAGGUGGACAAUAAGCCCUUGUGCUCAUACAGCCCAAAGCUCUGCAAGCAACGCAGACUCAAUGGCUACGCUUUCUGCAUCCGACACGUUCUGGAGGAUAAGACGGCCCCGUUCAAGCAGUGUGAAUACGUGGCCAAGUACAACAGUCAGCGGUGUACCAACCCCAUCCCAAAGUCAGAGGACCGCAGGUACUGCAACAGCCACCUGCAGGUCCUUGGCUUCAUUCCCAAGAAGGAACGCAAGAAGAAACAUGACGCUUUGGAAGAAAUGCGUUCCCGGGCACACCUGGAGUCGGUGGCUCUCAACAUAACAGUGCCGUCUUUACCUCUGAAAGCUUCCAACGGUCUAAACGAACUUCCACCAUCUCCCCCUUGUGCGCGUCUGUUAGCCCUUUCCGAUGGAGAACUCCUGGACCCGUUUGCCUUUUACGAGGGCGACACAGACGGGGAAGAAAUAGGCCCCCCUCGGAAAAGCAGCACCAUCAAGAAGAAAUUGCAGAGUCGGCUGGUGCUGAACCAGAAAUUCUGCCAGGACACGGACCGUUUCCAGACACCCUCUGAGCACUUUAGUCCCUCCCCUGUCCCCCGCGUCCACCCUCCGUCACCUCUCAGCACGCACCCCCCACGGCAGCAGUCAGGUCUUCUCCAGCCGUCCCAACAGCAGGGUCUAUUAUGCAAUCCACCACCUCCUCAGACGGUCAACUUUUUGCCUCCAGGGAUACCUGCUAAUGCAACACCCAGUCCGGCGCACCCUUCGGGGCCAUCGCUCGGCAGGAAAACACCUUUUGCUUCCAGUCACAUGGUCAUCAUGCGGCCCGCCUCCUACUCGCCUUCGGCCCGCUGUCUGGCCAGGUUGCAACAUCUGGUACAGCUCUGCACCAAGAGACACCAGGAAUAUGGAGAUCUUUUUCCCCAUUUAGGAUUGGACUGGUCAGAAGACAGCGCUGAUAGUGAUGAUGAAGAAGAUGAAGCUGAAAGAUUUGUUCCUGGCCUGAGCUCUUGGAGACCACCGAACGGGCUGGAGGAAGACCGGGGCUCCUCCCGUAGAACACGGCUACUGCGGCUUUGCUCGUACCUGCAGAAGAAGUACAAGCACAUGUGCAGGCAGGAGAGGGCAAGUAUCCGCCAAAAGAGAUACCGUUAUGCCUUCCGCAAAGCCUUGCUGCACGCUGCCAGUAAAAACCCCGAUUGUGCCGGGCAGUUGAUCCAGGAGUUGCACACUUCCUCUCACAGGACAUCAAGUGCUGGAUCAGAACAUCACCACAGUGGCUCUCCUCCAAGACGGCACAGCGCAGACACAGGGACGUGUACGGGCACAACAAAGGGACAGGCCUGCAACAACAGAGCGCUGCCCUUUACCAAACACUGUUUUCAGCACAUUCUGCUGAAUCGCUCCCAGCAGCUGUUUGCAAGCUGCACAGCCAAAUUCGCAGAUGGUCAGCAGUGCUCCAUUCCCGUGUUUGAUAUCACGCACCAGACACCGCUCUGCGAAGAGCAUGCCAAAAAGAUGGAUAACUUCCUACGCGGGGACGGCAAUCGACGGGUGCAACAACAACACCACCACCACCACCACCAGCAGCAGCAGCACCAGCGUAGGCCACGCAAAAAGACCAAACCACCGGCACUCACCAAAAAACACAAGAAGAGGAGAGGGCCGAGGAGGCCUCAGAAACCCAUUCCUCCCGCGCUGCCUCAGGGGAACCUGGGAAUGCCGCCGAUGAGCCUUGCCAUGUCCUCACAGGCCAGCAUCAGGAGCCCCUCCACUCCAGAACUGAGUACGGACGAGCUCCCAGACGACAUCGCCAAUGAAAUGGAAGACAUUCCCAACGACCUGGAGCUCAACCAGGAGGAUUUUUCUGAUGUCCUACCCAGGCUACCGGAUGACCUUCAGGAUUUUGACCUGUUUGAAGGUAAGAACGGAGAGCUGCUGCCCACCACUGAAGAGGCCGAGGAGCUGGUGCGUGCUCUGCAGGCCAUGGGGUCCUACCCGGACUCCUUGGUGUGCCUGACCUCCAUAGGAGACCUCACCUCGUCAGAAGGAGUGGACCACCGAGCCAUGGCCGUCUUUCCCGGCGCAGUGCAGCCGGGGGGCAUGGGGGACAUCCUCAGCAGUCGCAUCCCAAGUGAGAACUUUCCCAGCCUGGAGUUAGAGGACAAUCUACUGCAGUCCACCGGGGGCCACUUCCCUCCCUCACCGCCAUCUCAGCCCACAGACUUACCCCGAACAUUAUCCACUUCUUCGGCCGCUCCCCCCACCACCUCGCUGCUCACUCAGGCCGCGGCGCGGCUGUUUCCCCGCGCACACCCUCCAAACAUCAAGUCGGAAGUGAUGACGUCGUCGCCACAAGGCGGCCGCUACAGCGAGCACGUGCCGUCCCCGUACAGCGACCAAAUACCUUCGCCCCACGCCAGCCCCUUCCACACGGACGCCCCCCUCCUUCUGGAGGUGCCUCUCAGCGGCGUGCCGGAGCCCCCGCGCUCUUCUUGGAGCAACCUCCCGCUCGCCGAUCCGACCCAGUUUGGGAAUCUCAUCGGAUCAGAAAGUCAUCUCAUAUCCACCUCCCUCUCCACUCCACCUGCCACCACCCACUCUGUGACGCUGCAGCAGCCCAUGGCGGCACUCUCAGCCAUGCCUCAGAGCGGCCUGACUGGCUUAGCCGUGCCCCCGGCGCCGCUGCCACCGUCGUCGACCAUGCUCCCCCCCACCUCCUCGCACGACCCCCUGACAUCCGUGCUGCCCAAACUGCAACUCCCCCAGUUCAGCGCGGCCUUCGGCCACCAGUUGGCCUGCCACAGCGGCAUCCCCAACGACGUGCAGCCCAGCCACAGCUCCACGGCGCCCCCAGCCGGCUUCUCCAUCGUUGGCGCUGGCGCAAGUGCCAACGGCGCGGCGACACCUUUCACGCAGAGCAACUGAACGUAGACUCACUCCUCCUCCCACCUGGAACCCGCCCACCUCGGCGCCAUGUGGUAACGGUGCACUAUUUGAUCAUGACUUUGCACAACCUCAUCACCAUUUUCUCUUUUUAGCAGCCAGACAGUCUAGAAGAUUCAGUCCGCUUGUUUGAUGCCUUGUGAUUUUGUCAGGCGGGGGCGGAAUUGGUGGGGCGCGGGGCGGGGGGUUACAGUCAGUGAUGUAAUUAGAGGUGAAGAAGGAUGGCAACUGACCGGAGUACAUCUGCCUGUUUCAUUCCUGAGCAACGUCACCAUCUUUUAAUUUCACGAGCGCACGUGACUAUGUGGCACGCAAUCUCUGAUCUCGACGCGGUCAUGAAUUCACCAAAAUCCUUUUAAAACUCUUUUUUAUAUUGUGUAUGCUGUAUAUGUGCUCAUUUAUUGCUUCUUCUUCUUAUAAAUGUCUGACCUCACCGUUGGUUGUGCGACUGAGCUGCCCAGUACACACACACACACACACACACACACACACAGGUUACUGAAUACUAAAGCAAUAAACACAUUGACGUCAGCAUUGCAUUGCACUGCAGGAUGUUUUAUUGGUCAGGUCACAUGUAGCUUCACCUGGUGUUGUUGAUCAGGUGUUUUUUUUUUUUGUUUGUUUUUUUACCCCGCCCACUUCUGUACUGUCCUCACACAUUCUUUUUAUUUUUUACAUUGUGUAACGGAUGCCGGCUAGUUUGGCUGUGCAAUGUGUAAACUUCACUAGAGUUGCAACAAUUAAUCGGUUCUUUUUUUUUUAAUGUAAAAAUUCUCUGAUUUCAGCCUCUCAAAUGCGAAUAUUUUUUAAUUUCCUUAGUUAUCCAUGAAAACAGACCUAUUAUCUUGUUUUGUGUUUUAGGCGAAACAAGAUAUUCACAAAUAUCAGCUUUGACUUUGAAAGACAUUGAUCAACACGUUUGUGUAUUUUCUAAUAUGUGUCGGUCCACACCGCUAACGUUUGUGUUUGGUUCACAUGUAUAUCAAAUAUUCAUAUAUUAGGACCGUCUAGGGCCCUAACUGAUUCAUCAAAACAAGCUUUAAGGAAGCAGCCAGGCUCAAAGCAGCGACCACACGUCCACACACAAUCAGAGCUAAAGGGACUGUACGUAACUCGCUCCAAUGGCUUAAAAAAAAAAAAAUCUAAAUAAAUAUAAGAACAUGGCCGCCAACUAGCAUAUGGAAUGUACUGGACUAAAACGGGGCUGACUGUCCAAAGUGCAGCCCAGGGGUCAUUUAAGGUCUGUGGUUGCUUAGUUUUUUGGGGUUUUUUUAUAUUAGCCCUUGGCACAAUCUAAAAAUAUGAUGAAACAAGGAAACUUGAAAAAAUACAGUGGCAGUAGUUUUAUGUAAUAUGGGGAAGAGAAAGAUUAAAGUUGCAAUUUUUGGAAAAUUAGGUUGGGAAGAAAUUAUUACAAUAGAGUCCAAAUAUUACGAGAAAAAAAUAUUUUUAAAAAACCCAGCAAAAACGUGUAAUUUCAGAAAAAAAAGGUUGAUACUAAUAUGCUUUGUUACCGAUAAAGCUGAGAUGCAGGCUGUUUUUUUAAUUUCUUAUUUCUUCUGCAUACCUAGAUGGGAUUGUUUAGCAAAAUGUAAAAGUGGCCCCUGCAUCUUCGGACUUUUCAGUAUUCGGCCCUCGGUGGAAAACGUUUGGACACCAUGGGUCUAAAAAAAAAAAAUAUCGAUUUUUUUUCUUUUUUCUGCACAAUGAUGAAUUAAACGGAAUAAAAAUCAAUAGAAAUUUUCGUUCGGCCCGAAUAUGGAGAGUCAUUGUGUGGUUACGCUAGGCUAUUCAUUCAAUGAUAGCUAACGUUAGUAGCUAAACUUAGCCAAAUCAACAAAGGUAACCAAGGCUGUAACCGAUUAUUUUCUUAGCCGAUCAAUCUGAAGCUUGUAUGGAUUAAUCGCUGAGGGCCUAGAUGGACCAAAUCGAUAUGAAUCACAAACUGUUAGUCGUUUAAACACAAAGAUAAUAGGUCUGCUUGGAUGAAUGCCAAAGGAAAUUUAAAAAACAUUCACAUUUGAGAGGCUGAAAUCAGAGGAUAUUUACGUUUGUAAAUCAAAAACUAUGAAUCGAACACCAAAACGAUGGUCGAUUCAUUGAAUACUCAGUUAAUCGUUGAUUAACAAGUGUGUGUGUUACAUCUUAUGUACGCAAAGCAGGAAGAGGCGGGAUACAAUGCCAUUCGUACAUUGGGAUGUUGGUGUUGGCGGAAUCUGCAGCAUACAGUUCUUUUAAUUCGAGCAACGCUAGCCUCAAGCUGUCAACUCGUCACCUAAGCGCAGCUCUUCAGGUGUCGGGGAGUGUGGUUUUACUCCGUCACACUGUUGCGCGAUAAAAUCUUGUUUGUGUCAACUUCGCAAGUUCUUUGCAUCGAAACCUUUCGUCUCCUACCAGGCAGUUGUAGCACCAUGCUGAAGGCUAAUGUGUUAUGUAUGCAUUUACUACAAGAGCGCAGUUUUUUUUUAAGCCGAUUUUAUACAUAAAUAAUAUAAAAAUAAAUAAAUAAUGCAAAAUCCGGAUUUUAAUUGGUAGAAAAAGAGACGUCUUCAAACGGCAGGGCAGCGAUGGCUCUUUGGGUAGAUAUAUCAGGCGUUGUUGUGUAUUGCGUGUCUAGAGUAGCGGUCUCUAUCCUGGGGGUUUGUGGGUGAAUUCUUGAGUAGCAAAACAGCGGGAAUAGUUGCCAUGUAUUCAGUGGAACGUGUAGAACGUAGAGCAAGUUUUUGAAUCAAACGGGUCGUUGGACUCCAUGGGUGACAGGGAUGGAUGGAUGGAUUGAUGUCUUGUUUGCCGUGCGCGUCGUCAUUUAAUCGUGGAAGUGUUCUGAUGAAGACUAUUUUUUUAUAACCCCAGGAGAGAUUGCAGAUGAAUAUUAGACAAGUCCAAGGUAUAAAACAUAGGAAUAUAUGCAUUUCUUUUUAGUGUUGUACUUCAACAUAGAUUUUGCACAGAACAGAAAGGAUUUAAGCCUGCCGUGUUUCACGUUUCAUGUCUGUCCUGCUUUGCUUUUUUUUCUUUUUUAAAUUCUCAAUUUGGCUGGCAUGCUCAUGAAAUGAUCCGACGUCAUCAACUCACAGAUUUCCAGCUGUGAGAAGGCUCGGUUCCAGAGACGCCUGGCUUCCCAGUUGACUGCAGUGUUAUUACAUUAACUAAAAAGCAUAAAUGUUUGCGUUAGUGAGGUAAUACUGCUGUAGCCAUGUCUAGCAUGAGUAGUCACUGCGCCACAACUUUCCUGACUUCGAUGAAGAACAAAAAAGCAACUGUGUAUUUUGAGAGAUGGCUGACAAAUUCCAUAUUCAUUGAAUGUACCGUUUUUUUGGUUUUGAAAAGCUACAGAUUAGCGAAAUUGAGUCACCUUUUGUUAUCGGUCCGCGUUUGUUUGUCUAAGGUAUUUUUUGUAUACAAAGGUUUACAUUUUUAUGUCUAUUUUUCUUGUGUACAAGUUAUGUAAUAUGUGUACAAACACUGUAUGUAAUAUCUGUAUAUAGUGUGAGAAAUGGGAUCUUUUGUUUUUGGAUGUAUAAAUAAAACUUGCUGUGAGGUAUUUGCUGACACAAAAAAAAA
Molecule: messenger RNA, 7015 nt
Organism: Dunckerocampus dactyliophorus (ringed pipefish)
Lineage: Eukaryota; Metazoa; Chordata; Actinopteri; Syngnathiformes; Syngnathidae
Gene: ino80da
Product: INO80 complex subunit D
Exons: 10
Coding region: 488-3433 (981 amino acids)
Cellular component (GO): nucleus
Source: RefSeq, a predicted model, not a curated record